Messenger RNA from Trachymyrmex septentrionalis, 2479 nucleotides. It is a transcript of the gene Rbp6, whose product is annotated as RNA-binding protein Musashi homolog Rbp6. Bases 995 to 1912 code for a protein of 305 amino acids. NCBI's taxonomy places the organism in Eukaryota, Metazoa, Arthropoda, Insecta, Hymenoptera, Formicidae. Gene Ontology annotation, molecular function: RNA binding. Gene Ontology annotation, cellular component: cytoplasm. The record is from RefSeq and is a predicted model, not a curated record. The transcript has 12 exons.
GCAUUGAAACCCGACGUACGGUGACGGAAGAGCGCGACGACGACCACCUGCCUGUGUGCUCGCAAGUCGAUCUCUUUCCCUCUCUCUCUCUCUCUGUCUCUCUCUUUCUCUCUGUCUAUCCUGGGUGAUUCCUCGUCUGUCUCGCUUGUACCUUCCCCGGUGACGGUGAUAACAGCGGAGGAUACACGACGAGUCGUCCGAUACGACGUUACCGGUACUCCACUUCAACUAGACAGAGGCGCGCCGACCCCCAGGACUAACUAACUCGGAAGAGGAAGAGUGCCCACGCGAAACCAAUUAACGCUCUCAGCAAACAGCCGUCACCCGUGGUCACCCGUCACCUACGCGACCGUGGUAACCGUUGCCCGCUGAAGGGACCCGAGGAUCAUUUCAAGUGUCUUCCUCGUCGCGAAAAGUGUACGAUCGCAGCGCGAAUCCGGCAGCAGUUACAGUCUAAAUCCGGUGUGAGAAAAGUUGUGAAAGAGCCGUCGAGGGAAUUCUCUCUCUAAAACAAAUCCAUAACCAGGAUCGAUGAUCUGCGUCUCUCCGAAAGCACCUUAGUCCGUUGUGGUAAAAACGAAUCGUGAAAAAUCACACGGCGAAUCCUUCAACCCUACACCGUUGACGUUUUGUGACUACAGCGAAUACAGUGAAUACAGCAAGAUCCACGGAAGUGUGGUGAAUUUGUUGUAUUCGUGUUACGCAUAAAACGUCGCACGGAACAACAACAGGUACACGCGCGUGAGUGCUCAACAACCCUGAACAACCCGUGUAUCCGCCGCUCGCAGCCGGUCGAUCAGAUCGGCUCCGAUCGAGACACUUGUUUCUCUCCCGCGCCGAGGAAGAGCAACGCGCGCCGACCGCACGGCACUCGGUACACUCCACCAGUGGUACUGGGUGACCCUGCAAGUUUUUCCAUCUACCCAGUGGUCAUCGUAAGGUGUACACGACGGCGGUCACCACGUAUAUCACGCCGCUCAUCACCCCCGAGAAGAUGGUGACAAGGACAAAGAAGAUCUUCGUCGGGGGAUUAUCGGCGCCGACGACGCUGGAGGACGUCAAAAACUAUUUCGAACAAUUCGGUCCGAUCGAAGAUGCUAUGCUGAUGUUCGACAAGCAAACUAACAGGCAUAGAGGCUUUGGAUUUGUCACGUUUCAAAGCGAGGAUGUCGUCGACAAAGUCUGCGAGAUCCAUUUCCACGAAAUUAACAACAAAAUGGUCGAAUGCAAGAAGGCACAGCCAAAGGAAGUGAUGCUUCCAGCGAAUCUGGCGAAGACGCGAGCGGCCAGCAGAGGCGCAUACGAUUUUAUGUGGUCUCUGGGAGCAUUACCUGAUGGUUUCCCAGCGGCAGCGUACGCGGCAUACGCGGCGGGCCGCGGCUAUUCUGGGUACCCUAGUUUCGGAUUACCCUACCCGACAGGAGUGCCGGCGGUGUACUACCACGGAACAGGAAGUGAGAAUGCAGGCCGCGUGUAUACAGAGGCGCCGAUGCAACACGUCCAACGCAAUGCACUCCGAAAGAAAUUGGAUCUAACCAAUGGACAACUCACCCCAAACAACAACACGCCCUUACUUACACAAGCACUUUCUGUGAUGAACAACUACCAGGCGGCCGCAGCGCAGGCCGGGUUCCCGCCGGCGUCGCCGCACGCGGCCGGCGGCCACGGUGGGCCGCAGGGUCGGUCUUUCCCGGCGGCCAAUUCACCGGGCCCGAUUGACAUGUACAGCUCGAGCGCCGCCGCCGCAGCAGCAGCCGCAGCCGCGGAUUCCGCAGUCGCAAGCUACGUCCAGGCCGCAGCUAGCCCGCAGCCCCCCACGACCGCGUUCCCCGCGAUCGCCGUAUCCCGUGCCCCGCUCAACUACAGUCCCGGUCCUCUAAUACCAGCGGCGUUCACUAAUGGCUACCAUUGAGCCUUGUUAAGACCUAAUAACAGGAUGGACGAGACGGCAGAACGCAGCACGGUCGCCUGAUAUAAUAAGCAACACGGACGAUUUGAGGCAGCUAAACAGUGGACGAUCUCUGGACGAAAAAAAAUAACACGCCUACUGUAUAGAUACAAAGAUAUAAAUAAUGAUCAAAAGUUGCAAUAUAUUCAAAAACGGAUAAUGUCGAACAGAAGGCAACUAUUAAAUAAGAUUCAAUCGAUGCAACUUCGAAAUCCGGAUUGUAAAUAACCGGAUGUAAUAUUACGCGAAUAUGCAAUAAUGCAUUAAGAAAGAAUUUAGAGCAUUAGUCGAAUCCAGUUGGAUGCAACUAUAGAUAGAGAGAAGAAAAUUAAUCCUGUUGAUGAGUAAAGGGAAAAAAAAAACUGACGCGCAACGGGGAAGACGUCCAGAGUAGGCUAGAGGAAAAAAGACGAGAAAAGCGACAGGAAGACCGACCGUCAGACAGAAACUGGAAGAGGUAACAACGCGCGCUGCAAUAGGCUAAUUAUGGCCGAAACUGCGUAUUGACGCCAGCCCGUUCUCCGACAUUAA